This is a messenger RNA of Oppiella nova, 2088 nucleotides long. The record is from the annotation of a GenBank genome assembly. Lineage: Eukaryota; Metazoa; Arthropoda; Arachnida; Sarcoptiformes; Oppiidae.
AUGAACAAUAGGAGAAUCACAGCCCCGACCACCACAUCCACCAGCAAAACUGGAUACACCGCACGACACACUCCGCGACUCCUGUCGCUAUCAUUCCUCAUCGUCGCCGUUAUAUUGGUGUCACAACUGGCGCCCAUCGCACAGGGAGUACUGUUACCCAAACGGAUAGUCCAGCAAAUUAGCGAGAAGAUCAAAAUUCCCAAUUACUCGACGCUCGAGUUGGACGAGGCGUUCAACGCGGGCAAGACCAGGGUGGUCGAGAAGUUGCGCCACGAGAACGACCUGAUCAAGGAUGGCUUCACCACCGACAUGGAUAAGGUGACGGCCACCAGUCGCCAUCAGGCGGUCACCACGACGCUCGCCAAAGGCAACCAAUUAGAGCACAUGCAGGAGGUGUUCGAAGAGACGAGUAAAAUACUGCUCAAGAAUAUCACGAAAGACAUGUCCGAUCAGAUGGACUUCGCCGAGUCGGCGAUGGCACUGUCGGCCAUACCGUUGACCGCCUCGUCCAUCGCCCGGCAGGCCGUCCAUCGGUGUCAAGAGGAGCAGUUCGUGCACUGCCGGCCCUCCCGGUACCGGACGGCCGACGGCAGUUGCAAUAACCUCCAUCACCCGACGUGGGGGAAGUCCUUCUCGUGUUUUGUGCGCCUAAUAGCCCCCGAUUACGCGGACGGCCAGUCGGCGCCCAGGAUAUCGGUCACUGGCCAUCCGUUGCCUAAUCCCCGUAUAUUGUCGGCGGUGGUGCACCGGGAUCUCAACUACCCGGCCACCUACACCCACAUGGUCAUGCAGUACGGACAGUUCUUCGCACAUGACAUUGCCUUCACUCCCAGCUCAAGGACAAAGGAUGGAAAGAUGAUACAGUGCUGUCCCUUAGAGCCCAAUAGUCAUCCGCAAUGUUACCCAAUUCUGGUACCACUGGACGACCCCUUCUACUCGAAAUGGGAGGAAAACUGUCUAAACUUCGUGCGGACAGCGAUGUGCCCGCAGUGCCGACUCGGCCCCCGGGAACAGAUGAACCAAAUCACGGCUUACAUCGACGGCUCCCAACUGUACGGCUCGAUGCAGAACGAGACGGAAUCCCUUUGGACCAAAUCGGGACCCGCGGGUCGUAUGCACGUGUCGUUGGCCCGGAACGGAGGGGAACUCCUGCCGCACUCGCCGGAGCCCGCCAGCGACCAGUGCUCCAAACCCGAUGAGCAGCAGUUCUGCUUCAAGGCGGGCGACAAGCGGGCCAACCAGCACCCGGCGCUCAUGUCCUUACACGUGCUGUGGCUCCGGCAGCACAAUAGGGUCGUCAAUGAGUUGAAACACAUAAACCCGCACUGGAAUGGAGAGCUACUCUACGAGGAGGCUAAACGGAUAAUCGUGGCGCAGAUGUCGCACGUGGUGUACGCCGAGUGGCUGCCACUCGUCGUCGGUCCGGACGCCAUGAAGUUCCUGAAGCUCAGCAUACUUAGCGAUGGCUACACGGAGUACGACCCGCACGUGAACGCCGGCGUCAUCAACGAGUUCGCCGGCGCCGCCUUCCGGUUCGGCCACUCUCUAGUCAACAGCGUGUUCGCCGAAAUACUGCCCAACGGAAAGACAUCCGGCUAUCGGUUGCGGGAGUUCUUCUUCAAUCCGUUCGGCUUCUAUGAGGGACAGCUGGACAGCGUCCUCCGCGGUCUCAUCAGUCAAGCCGCUCAGAAUAGGGACCCCUUUGUCUCGUCCGACAUGAAGAACCAUCUCUAUCGGCCUAAAGACAACCCGUACGGUCUGGAUCUGCCGGCGUUCAACAUACAGAGGGCCAGGGAUCACGGCAUCAGAGGCUACACCAGUUACUUGAAGUUCUGUUUCGACGAGAAGAUCUCCCACUGGAACCAAUUGGAUCAAUACAUGCCUACCUCGCAGAGGAUGCGCUUCCAAAACCUUUACAAAUCAGUCCACGAUUUGGACCUAUUCUCCGCCGGUUUGGCUGAGUAUCCGUUGCCGGGCGCGGCGGUCGGUCCCACAUUCACCUGUAUUAUCGGCAUUCAGUUUUAUAAUCUGAAAUACGGCGACAGAUUCUGGUUUGAACACAAAAACCAAAUCGGAUCGUUCACACCC